Messenger RNA from Colletes gigas, 1356 nucleotides. It is a transcript of the gene mRpL39, whose product is annotated as 39S ribosomal protein L39, mitochondrial. The transcript is spliced from 3 exons. The coding region runs from base 277 to 1287 and encodes 336 amino acids. Gene Ontology annotation, cellular component: mitochondrion. The record is from RefSeq and is a predicted model, not a curated record. Lineage: Eukaryota; Metazoa; Arthropoda; Insecta; Hymenoptera; Colletidae. Gene Ontology annotation, molecular function: nucleotide binding; threonine-tRNA ligase activity. Gene Ontology annotation, biological process: threonyl-tRNA aminoacylation.
AUAAAUUUAACCAUCAAUUUUAUAAGCAUUUGUAACUAUCGAGGCAUAUACCGUUCUUAAUUUUGAUCAAAUCUUUUGCCUUUCAGACUGAUAGAUGAUAUGAAAACGUAUCUCAAGUGUACUGACUGUGUGUUUGGAAAUAGCGUUAUAACCGGUGUAUCGUAGCGAUCGUACGCCAUAUUGUCAACUAAAGGAAGAAAGGAAAACCAAGAUCUAGAAGUCUGAUUGUAUAUGUAGGUUCUUUUUCCAAGAAGCUUCAAAUUCAUACAUUUCAAUAUGUUUCAAAGGUGCAGAAGUUUCUGCUUCAACGUUUUGAGAUUACAAACAUCUCACGCACAAUUAAGAUGCAGCAGCAUACUGUCGAAAGCCGAAGUAAAGGAAAGGAGAAAUCAGAUAUUUGAGAAGGAGAAGAAAAGGCAGAGGGACCUCGUUGGGAGGAUAGAGAAGAUAGAAGUUAACUAUAAGUCUCCCGUGGAGGAGAUUACUCUUGUAAUGAAUAAAUAUUUAUCGACGCCCGCCGAUUGCGCGAAACACAUCUCCGAAGGUGUUGUAAGAGUGUCCGCCAUCGCUUUGGUCGACGAUUUUCCGUGGGAUAUGCACAGACCUUUGGUAUCCGAUUGCCGAUUGCAGUUGGUAAACAUGAAGAGCCCGAAAAACAAUAUAGCGAACAUAGCAUUUUGGCGAACCUGUUCAUUCCUGUUAGGCGCCAUGAUAGAAUCUGCAUUUAAAUCGGAUGUACAGGUUCAUUUGCACAGUUUCCCGGUACCGCACAUAAAAUCAGGUAAUUUCGUGUACGACGUGUACCUUGAUCUGCCCGAUUGGAAGCCCACGGACCAGGAAAUGCGCGCGAUGUCGGCCCAAUUCGUAAAGUUGAUCAAUCAAGAAUUGCCCAUAGAGAGGAUAGAAAUUACGGAAGAGAUUGCGCUCGAUAUGUUCCAAGACAAUCCGUUCAAGUUUCAACAGAUACCGGAUAUCGCAAGAGCCAAUGAUGAUAAAAUCACAUUGUACAGAGUAGGAGAUCAUAUAGAUAUUAGUAAAGGCCCGAUGGUAGGCAAUACAUCUUUAAUAGGACGCUGCACGAUCGCCGUUGUCCACAAGUUACCGAAUUCGGACAAUAUUUAUAGAUUUCAAGCCAUAGCAUUACCCAAAGGAAUUCUUCUGAAUCAUUACGCGUACAGCAUAUUAGAAAACCGUGCUAGAAAAUUGAACGAGAUGAGGUGGAUGCCGCAGAUGGUAGACGAAGAGGUAAUAGAGUCUCCGCCUAUAGAAAUGUCCGCAUCAAAUUAAUUUUUAUACCUCGAAAGUAUAGUGUAAAUAAAAACAUAUACUCUGCAGUUUUUAUUCUAGUUCUUCUGA